Babjeviella inositovora NRRL Y-12698 is the source of this 2620-nucleotide messenger RNA. It is a transcript of the gene OPT8, whose product is annotated as Opt8p. Bases 217 to 2289 code for a protein of 690 amino acids. The record is from RefSeq and is a predicted model, not a curated record. Gene Ontology annotation, molecular function: oligopeptide transmembrane transporter activity. Lineage: Eukaryota; Fungi; Ascomycota; Pichiomycetes; Serinales. The transcript has a single exon. Gene Ontology annotation, cellular component: fungal-type vacuole membrane.
CUCUGUAUUCCAGUUUGUCAAAGUUGCUUGGUUGUCGAAAAGAUUCCUAGUUGUCUGCUAUCCCUAUUGACAGAUUUGCUCAAGACCGUCCAGCAGUGUAUCUAAGCCUGCUCAAUUGUGUACCCAAGAAUCAUACGUGACCAGGAGAAUCGUCAUCUGAGACAAGACCAGAAACUCAAUCCUAUGGUACCAAAACCUUUGCAUUCAAACAUACACAUGGAAUCUCCUAACCGCGUGCCGACGCCGUGGCACAUGAAGCCAGCAAUCGCACAGGCCACCGCGCGGUCGAUCGCCGCCGGGUUAUUUAUCGGCUCCGUCGUACUCGUUUCCAAUUUCCAGUUCGGGCUCCAGAGUGGCUGGGUGUCGAUGAUGUCGCUACCGUCAUCGCUCCUCGGGUUUGCCAUCUUCAAGACGUUUGCCGCAAAGUUGCUGUACCCCUUCUCCGACGUGGAAAAUGUCUUUGUGCAGAGUGUUGCGGUGGCGGUGGGCACAGGACCGCUCGCCUACGGGCUUGUGGGCAUUGUGCCGGCGAUUGAGAAGUUCAUGACACCGGAAGAGUCCGGGGUAGGCCACACGAUCAGACUCAAUCUCCUCCAGUUAUUUGUGUGGUGCAUCGGGAUCGGUUUCUUUGGGGUCUUUUUCUCCAUUCCGUUGAGAAAUCAGGUUAUUCUCAAGGAAAAGCUUCCCUUCCCCAGCGGAAGUGCCACCGCUACCCUCAUUUCGGUGCUUCACGACACAGAGAUCUUGGACGAGACAAAGCCGCAAGUGCAACCCAUUGCGGACGAAGAGGCGUCAAUGAACAUGUUGGACUCGCCUGAGAUCCUUGCCUUGAGCCACUCCGAAACAUACCAGAAGAACAUGUACAACUUGCUUGUAACCUUUGCCGUUUCAUCUGCCUAUACCGUUUUAUCCUACUUCGUGCCCCAGCUCCGCUCGAUCCCCAUCUUUGGGAGUAGGCUUUCGCGUGACUAUUUGUGGAAUCUCCAACCGUCGCCCGCCUACAUCGGCCAGGGGAUCAUCAUGGGAUUGCCAACGGUUUCGUACAUGCUUUUUGGGGCCGUUCUAGGCUGGGCCGUGCUUGCUCCGUUGGCCAAACACAUGGGCUGGUCCCCAGGGCAGAUUGACGACUGGAAGGAGGGGGGCCAGGGAUGGAUCUUGUGGAUAUCUUUGGCAGCCAUGGUUGCCGAUAGUGUUGCGAGUUUUGUGGUGGUCACCACAAAGUCUCUCUGGCACUUGUACCAGAAGCACCAGGCGGAAAACCAGUACCACCCGGCUAACCGCUUGCUCGGACCUGUACUUCGCGACGACUCGUCGAACGAAAACCCGGAAAAUUCCACGUUUGACAGACAAAGCGUCGGAGAAGAAUUCGGAGCUGCUUCGGAAAACCUGGAAAUUGAUAAGAUGGAGCCGGAGUUUCUUGUUUCCAACAAAACCACAUAUACCGGACUAGCGGUUUCCUCCGUGUUGUGCGUGGCCUGCGUCCGCUACGUGUUUGGUCCCGUAAUUCCCAUUUUCUCCAUUGUCGUUGCGCUCCUCAUUGCGUUCUUCCUCUCGAUCCUUGGUGUUCGCGCGCUCGGAGAGACGGACUUGAACCCAGUGAGCGGGAUUGGCAAGAUUUCGCAGUUGAUCUUUGCGUUUGUGAUCCCCAAGGACCAGCCAGGUGCGGUACUCAUCAACUUGGUGGCUGGGGGAAUCGCCGAAGCCGGCGCCCAACAGGCGGGUGACUUGAUGCAGGACUUGAAGACAGGGCAUCUCGUGGGCGCCUCGCCAAAGGCGCAGUUCAUAGCCCAGAUGAUUGGCAGUUUCUGGCUGAUCCUCCUCAGCGGGGUCAUGUAUAGAGUUUACGAUUCGGUGUACGAGAUUCCCGGAAAGGUGUUUAGGAUUCCGACGGCUAUCAUCUGGAUCGAUUGCUCGCGUCUUGUUACGGGCCAAGGCUUGCCUCCCCACGCGCUUACCGCUUCUAUCGUUGUGGGUGUGAUCUUUGCGUGCAUCUCAUUGGCGAAGAAUUUGACACCGAUGGGCCACUGGUUCCACGGCAAGUUGGUCUAUUUGCCGUCUGGGGUGGCUGUGGGUAUUGGCAUUUACAACACACCUUCGUUUACCAUUGCUAGGUUUGCGGGGGGGUUGGCGUCCUGGUGGUGGAUCCGCCGCGCAACUGAUGCUAAAGGGACUGUGCCGCUGGACGCCCGAAUCUCCAUGAUUGUGUUUAGCUCCGGCUUGGUAUUGGGCGAGGGGAUGCUUAGUUGUGUCACGAUGUUGAUGACCAGUUUAGGGGUUCCGCAUUUCUAGGCACCACCCUAUGGAUUUUCAAUGGCGUGACGGGGAAUAUCCCUACGAGUAACCAUCUUUAGGAGAAAGUGUCUGGAUAGAGUGGUGGCAUUGUAUAAGCAAACAUUUGCAUUUGAGUUGGAGUACAAGCAUGUGUAGAAAUAUCCGGGUACAAGUGUAACUGAGCACUUUACAGAUGCAUAUGUGUGGUGAAGCAGAGUUCAAGCCGCUGGUGUGUAUUGAAGCAGCUCUAACUGCCGAUGUAUAUUGGAGAAAACGUAAGCACGCUUGCAUCCUGGAUCUGUUAAUGACCUGCCUAAACGAUUAUUUUCCAUUUCCCAAAUUCUAGUCU